This is a messenger RNA of Aricia agestis (brown argus), 4277 nucleotides long. RefSeq lists its product as uncharacterized. The transcript has 10 exons. Gene Ontology annotation, biological process: female meiosis I; meiotic cell cycle; male meiosis I. Bases 88 to 2418 code for a protein of 776 amino acids. NCBI's taxonomy places the organism in Eukaryota, Metazoa, Arthropoda, Insecta, Lepidoptera, Lycaenidae. Gene Ontology annotation, cellular component: cytoplasm; nucleus. The record is from RefSeq and is a predicted model, not a curated record.
UGUAUACACAUGUAGGUCAGAGGAAAAAUGGCUUAGUUCUCGUAGCUCCUAUGUUCCGUGGCAAGAAAAUAUAAGUUUUAAUUUUAAAUGGCAUUCAGUGAUUUAUGUCAUAUAAGUAACGCGUUCAAGCCAGUCGAAAAUGAAGCAGAUCAGUCGGAGCGCAUCAUGGAAGAGAAUUCCAUGGUCCGUGAUCUCAUCACGAAGAUUCUGGACGAGCCGGGUCCUACAGAUACGAACGGCUCCAUUCCACCACCGGAAAAAACAGUAAAUUGUCUGCCGACAAAUAUCAGCAACUACCCGAAACUGGAUACCCAUAAUACAUUUAUGUACAACUACUCCAAUACUCCGUACAACUUCAACCAGAAUGACACAUUUAACUACAACAUGCAGAACGGAUUCAACACGAACGGGUUCGUCAAUUAUCCAGACAAUGACGUCAACAUACUCGGGGUGGACCCCGUGCCCGACACGGAGACGGUUACUCCGGAACAACUGAACUUGCUCAGAUUGGCCGCUCAAGAAAUCGGGGGCGCCCAGUUCACUACCAGCCCCAACGACAAAAUGUACAAUUUCUUCGAACCCAACCAAAGAAGCUCUCUUCCAGAAACGAACAUGUUUUCCAAUAAUUUCAAUCGUCCGAACAGCCUCAAUUUGGACUUGAAUUAUAACUCCUUCGAGGCGCCCUUCCCUCAGAGAUACCCGAAUAAGUUUGACAACGGUUUCGUGAAGGAGCAGUCGGAGCCGGCGGAUAUACUGACUUAUUUGGCCCAACUGAACCUCCAGGAUAGAGCGCGAGACGAGCCACUGCAGGACUACAAAAUGUCCAUGGACAUGAACGGACACUAUCCGGACGAGUACAAAAUGCAGGAGGAACGAAACAAGAUGUUCUUCAACAGAAACUUUCAGAACAGAAGCGAAAAUAACUUCUACCUAAACGACAUGAUGCCCAUGUCUGAGAGAAUGGGGCAGUACGACUUUUCGAAUCAGAACUCGAAUAUGAAUUUCAAACCGAACGGCUUCAAUCAACAGAACGAAUUUCAGAGGCGCGACAUGAAUAUGUUUCCGCGGGAGAAUUAUCAGGGUAACGGGAACGAUAGGCCCAAUUUUGAUAAUAAUUUGGGUCGGGAUAACGCGCAGCAGGCGCUACUGAGGCAGCAGGAGAUAGCGAGGCAAAUGAACAUGAUUAUGAGGAACCGACCACCGCCUAAUCAACUGAAUGUCGAUGUUUCCUUCAUACAUGAGAAUACUCCUUUUAACCUCGGUCUCGGUGCUCUUCUAGGUCCCAGUCCGCCAGUCCCGCCGCCCGUUCUGCCUUCCCCGAUGAUGGAUUUGCCGCUACUAGCGCCGUUCUACGCUAUGAGGAACAUGAGGGGUGCGGCAACAUCGUCAGCGAUCCUUCACGCGCGGCUCGACGCGUGCUACGAGCAAUGGCGGCAGUUGGAGCGCGAGCGUAAGCGCACCGAAGCGCGCCUGGCGCUAGCGUACCCCGGGCGCGCGGUGUCGUCGUCCAACUCCAUACCCGUGCCGCGCCUGCCGCCGUGCCCGACGCGCGUCGACCGACUGACCGUCGACAUGCUGAGGGAACAUACUAAGGUGCUGACAUUGAUGGGUAAAAUGGAAACACUCCGAGCGAGCGUCUGCGUCGCGCAAAAUAAGAAGCCGAACAAACAGGAGGACUGUAAGAUUACGGUACUGAAGCGAGGCCAGGAGAAUGUUUCGUCGCAGAAGGAUGACGCUGGCGUGGAUCCGGCUACUUAUGACCCUACGACUUGGAGGGACGAUGUUAAGAAUCUGUCGGAGAUCGCGCCGCACAGCGAGGUUGAGAGCGCGAUGCUGGCGUGGCGGAACGCCGUGGCGGGCGUGCAGGCGGCGCGCCGCAGGGAGCUCACGCCGCACCCCUCGCACGCGCGGUACAUGCGCGCCGACCCGAUCCUAGGCUUGGCGGAGGCGGUGAAGCAGCUUUGCGUCUGCGCACGACGCGCCCGCUGCGCCAUGUGGUGCGACCUCACGCUGACUGUCGCACUCGCGCCCGCGCCGCAGCCGCACCCGCCCCCACCGCACCACUCCCACCAGAAUGAGCAGCCUACUCAAGUGCCCUCACAAAAGUCACCGAAGCAGACGGCCCAAGAUAACGCUGCGAACGCGAGCUCAACUAACAAUAAAAGUUCUACCACAGACCAAAAAGAUGAGAAACCGUCUAACACCCCAUCAAAGUCUGAAACGAAACAAGAGAGCAACGAAAAGAAGCCCAGUCAGAACGAAAAGCAGGAUAAAUCGAACCAGCGUCGCUCGCAGAACUACAGGAACAAAAUGAACCAAGGUAGAAACGAUUUCUAUCAGAAAAACCAAAGGUACGAGAACAGAUUUGUACACAACAGGCACCCAUAUCAUUACCUAGCUACAGGUCCUAUUAAUUAAGUAUUUAACGUUUUUGAGCCCUAAACACUAGGCUAUGUUGCGAUUUGAUAAAGAUUUUCACUCCGAAAUAAACUUUAUUUUGUAUAAUACAAGGUUGGAAAUUGGCAGCACCGCACCAAAUCCAAGACUAAAACACUGUGAUGUUAAUUCUAUUUCACUGCUCAGCUAAAUUUUAUAGAGGUUACUUUGUAGGGUUUUGUAACGUAUGCAUGGACUUUUUGAAUCGAUACCAGUUUUAUAUGCUGCCAAUUGCUAACCUACGCUUUACAAUAUUGAAUGUUGCAGCGUCGAUAGCACUCAAUUUACAUCAAAAUCGCUACAGCAUUCGAUAGCGCCUGUGUCGUGAGUCGUGACGAUUUUGUUAUAGAGUUUUAUCCGGCCUGCCUAUAUGACAACUGAGCUUUAAUAAAUAUUUUAAGGAAUUGUCUGUAAUAGAUGCGAUGAGAUUUUGUGAGUUUCUCGAUUGGAUCUGAGGGAGUGACUUUAUGAAAUCAGUGUGAUAUAAUGGGAAUAAAGUAUGCCUAAACAUUUCUAAAUAAAUUAGAAUCUGUGUCUUAUCGUAUGUAUUACAUUUAGUGGUAUUAAUUUGUGUUGUCAGCGGGCCCGGAGAUUUCUAUGGGAAUGUUGCAAUCCUAAAUCAUAUCAACAAUAAAUUAUUAUUUAAGCGUUACACUUUUCAAAAUUAGUGAAAAUUUAUAUUAAAAAUGCAUUUAAAAACUCGAAUAUUCGCGUUGUAAUUAUAAAAGUGUAUCUAUAUUUUUGAACAGGUGAAAAUGAGACCACGUAAACAUAAAUUUCAAAUAGUAAGUGUGUAGAUUAUUUUUAUGCCAGUAUCAAAUGAAUUGCAUAAUCUAUUAAUCGUGCUUUGCUGGUAUUAUAACUCAAAUGUUCUAUACGUCUCUACGAUGUACUGGCUAGUUGUAAUUUUACUUGCCAAAUUAUUUGGUGUGAGCGAAACCCAAAGUGAAUGAAUGUACGGCAACUCAAAAAAGAGUGAUGAAAAAUUUGUGCUUUUUGUCUCGUUCUCGCACACAAAUCUGUAGGACAGAGACAGACCAUUUAUUGAGAGAAAACAGUUCACACUUAUAAAGUAAUUUUAUUUAUUAAGUGGUUUGAUGAAAUUGCUUAAUUAAUAUUAUUAUAAAGAAUAUCAAAUUAUUGGCAGAACUCUAGUCACUCUAAACAACUUUUGAAUGAAUUUAUAUUAUAAAUGAAAUUAGGAUUUUUUAAGAGCAAAUUUACGACGGGGCUUUUUAAGAGUUGUUCGUAUUGUGACAGGCAUCUAUUGAAUUUUAAUAAUAUUUCGCUCACACCAACAUUAAGUGAAACCUUUACUAAAAUGUGAUGUUUCUAUGUUAAAACUAGUUGACUCUAUUUUAGUAUAUCAUACUACGUGCAAAUGAAAUAUAUAAAAUGAAAUUAUAAUGUAGGUUUAAGCGUACCAUUUAUUUAUUUAUGUGGAUAUCUAUGCGGUAGACGUGUAGCAUAAGUGUUUUUAGGGCGAUACUCUUACGGAAUUGAUGUUGAUGUUUAUUUAAUUGGGAGUCAAUUUGAGGAUGCCAUCAAAGAGUGUUUAAAUCACUGAAUUAUAUAGACCAUAGAGAAAAUUUCACCAUAGAGGUUUUAGAUUGCGUCUUCUCUAUAUAUUUCAUUGUUCUAAAUGCAAUACUUCCAAAUAACAAUGUUCCUUUCCUCGAUUGUGAUUCCGUAAAUUUGUGGCACAAUUUUGCUUAAAUUGUAGAAUUUGGAUGCUACUGUGCAAUUUACAUCGCCUAUUUUAUUAUGUCUACCCUCACUUUUUGCAGCUUUAUAGUUCUAUGUGAUAUCACAUUAUAUAGACUUAUUUAAAUACAAUUAUG